Molecule: messenger RNA, 3208 nt
Organism: Emys orbicularis (European pond turtle)
Lineage: Eukaryota; Metazoa; Chordata; Testudines; Emydidae
Gene: CAPN11
Product: calpain 11
Exons: 22
Coding region: 142-2259 (705 amino acids)
Biological process (GO): proteolysis
Cellular component (GO): cytoplasm
Molecular function (GO): calcium-dependent cysteine-type endopeptidase activity; calcium ion binding
Source: RefSeq, a predicted model, not a curated record
AGACAGGAGGAGCUAGCCCAGGGGCUUCCUGCAUGGGAAGGUACUUGACUGGUACACCGAGAUGGUGUCGCUAUGAGGUUCUGGGACACACAGAGGGGGAGGUGCUGAAGCUAGCGCUGCCUGUGCCUGGCCAGCUGCACCAUGAUGCCCUUCGGGGGAAUUGCCUCCCGGCUGCAGAGAGACCGGCUGCGAGCGGAAGGGGUGGGUGAGCACAGCAAUGCCGUCAAGUACCUGAACCAGGACUACGACACCCUGAAGCAGGCAUGCCUGGAGAGUGGCGCACUCUUUGAGGACCCCCAGUUCCCACCUGUCCCCUCUGCCCUUGGCUUCAAGGAGCUGGGGCCAAACUCUGGCAAGACCCAGGGGGUGCGCUGGAAGCGCCCAUCGGAAAUCGUGGGGGACCCUCAGUUUAUUGUUGGAGGCGCCACAAGGACAGAUAUCUGCCAGGGGGCUUUGGGUGACUGCUGGCUGUUGGCUGCCAUUGGCUCCCUCACCCUCAACGAGGAUCUCCUGCACCGCGUGGUGCCCCAUGGACAGAGCUUCCAGGAGGACUAUGCUGGAAUCUUCCACUUCCAGAUCUGGCAGUUCGGCGAGUGGGUGGACGUGGUGAUUGACGACCGGUUACCGACCAAGGACGGGGAGCUGGUGUUCGUGCACUCGGCAGAGUGCUCCGAGUUCUGGAGUGCCCUGCUGGAGAAGGCCUAUGCCAAGCUGAACGGCUCCUAUGAGGCCCUGUCAGGGGGCAGUACCACGGAGGGCUUUGAGGACUUCACUGGGGGCGUGUCGGAAAUGUACGACCUCAAGCGGCCGCCCAGCGACCUAUCUAGGAUCAUCCGCAAGGCGCUCGAUAGAGGAUCCCUGCUUGGCUGCUCCAUUGACAUCACAAGUGCCUUUGAUAUGGAAGCAGUGACCUUCAAGAAGCUGGUAAAGGGGCAUGCCUACUCUGUCACAGGCUUCACUGAGGUGGAUUACCGGGGUCGCCAGGAACAGCUCAUCCGCAUCAGGAACCCCUGGGGUCAGGUGGAGUGGACUGGAGCCUGGUGUGACGGCUCCUCCGAGUGGGACAACGUGGACCCCACCCAGAGGGAGGAGCUGCAGCUGAAAAUGGAGGAUGGUGAGUUCUGGAUGGCUUUCAAGGACUUCAUGAGGGAGUUCUCCAGGUUAGAGAUCUGUAAUCUGAGCCCUGAUGCUCUGGACAAGGACAGCGUGAGCAAGUGGCACACGACUCUGUUCGAGGGUUCCUGGCGCAGAGGCAGCACAGCAGGGGGCUGCAGGAACCACGCAGCCACGUUCUGGAUUAACCCCCAGUUCAAGAUCAAGCUCCUGGAGGAGGACGACGACCCCGAAGACAACGAGGUGGCCUGCAGCUUCCUGGUGGCCUUGAUGCAGAAGCACCGGCGGAAGGAGCGGAAGAUGGGGGGAGACAUGCACACUAUCGGCUUUGCCGUCUACGAGGUCCCGGAGGAGGCCCAGGGCUGCCAGAAUGUGCAUCUGAAGAAGGAGUUCUUCCUGCGGAACCAGUCCCGGGCACGCUCAGAGACCUUCAUCAACCUCCGGGAGGUGAGCAACAAGAUCCGGCUGCCCCCGGGCGAGUACCUCAUCGUGCCCUCCACCUUCGAGCCGCACAAGGAGGCCGACUUUGUCCUGCGCGUCUUCACUGAGAAGCAGUCGGACACAGAGGAGCUAGAUGAGGAGAUCACCGCGGAUCUGCCAGAUGAGGAAGAGCUCUCGGAGGACGACGUGGACAGCGCCUUCAGGAACAUGUUCCAGCAGCUUGCAGGAGAGGACAUGGAAAUCAGUGUCUUCGAGCUCAGGACUAUUCUGAACAGAGUCGUCACCAGACACAAAGACCUGAAGACGGACGGGUUCAGCAUGGAGUCCUGCCGCAACAUGAUCAACCUGAUGGACAAAGAUGGCAGCGCCCGCCUUGGCCUUGUGGAAUUCCAGAUCCUGUGGAACAAGAUCCGGAGCUGGCUGACAAUCUUCCGCAACCAUGACCUGGAUUCGUCAGGCACCAUGAGCGCCUAUGAGAUGCGCAUGGCUCUGGAAUCAGCUGGCUUCAAGCUGAAUAACAAGCUGCACCAGGUGGUGGUGGCGCGCUAUGCCGAUGCAGACCUGGGCGUGGACUUCGAUAACUUCGUCUGCUGCCUAGUCAAGCUGGAGGCCAUGUUCAGAUUCUUCCGCAGCAUGGACGCCGAAGGCACCGGCACAGCAGUGAUGAACCUGACCGAGUGGUUGCUGCUGACGAUGUGUGGCUAGGAGCAGAGACGGACCCAUGCUGGCUGAAACACCCCGAUGGGCUGGGACACCCCACAGUGCCUCCCCCUCGGAUUUACAGACAUGAAAUGUCCAUCAUCACCCCCGCUCCUUGCCUCUCUGUCCCUCUCCCUCCCCAUCUCACACUGAGCCCAUGGCCCUCACCCCACCUCCCAGCAGGACACACUCCAGCGUCAUGUUGCCCCUUUUCGACCCAAGUGGCUAGUCAGUUUGGGGCCCUGCGGGUGUUCCAGCUGGGAGGAGAAGUUGGCGAUAGGCCAAUCUCUCUUUGAUGCAGUUUUGUUUAUUUGCAAAGAAUGUACAAAGUCCUGUGUCUGUGAAGGCAGAGGGCAUCGAAUAGCAGGAACCAGUUUCUUUGGGUCACAGCACCAAGAUUUGUCUUUUCACCUCCACCCCUGACCCAAAAACCUCUGCCCAGGUUUCUUUCGGGGUCAGCCACCAUGCUUUUCCUUCCGCCCGUCUCUCUCAUUCAGUCUGCCACCCAGUUUGUGUUAUUCCCCCAUACACACACACGCUCACCUGAUGACCAUACCCAGUCGUACCUUCUGCCCACCAGGUGCUAGUUUCUGGGCAGACUAUUAGGUUUUGUUUCAGGUGUGACCCCUUAGCUGUCUCUUAUGAUGGACUUAAACGAGGGACUUAUUCACACAUCAGUUAGAAGUUUUAACUCAACCCAUAACAAGGUUUCACCCAGCUUGUAACAGUCCCAAUGGCCAAGCCUCUCUAGCUCAUUCCCGAUUGUGGGCAUGGCUUGUACCCCGCAAUAGGAGGAGGUUGGGGAGGGCACAUGGGAGUAUGCUGCAUGUCAAGUCAUUGCACAUGGUCUUCAGACCAGCAACUCUAGCUGCAUGUAGCGGGGCGCCAGUAAGGGAUGGAACUUGACUGCAGGGUGCAGAGGAACUUGACUGCAGGGUGCAGAGGACCUGGCCCC